Messenger RNA from Ciona intestinalis (vase tunicate), 1154 nucleotides. Its product is annotated as serine hydrolase BPHL-like. Gene Ontology annotation, molecular function: serine hydrolase activity. The record is from RefSeq and is a predicted model, not a curated record. NCBI's taxonomy places the organism in Eukaryota, Metazoa, Chordata, Ascidiacea, Phlebobranchia, Cionidae.
CUGGCAUUGAUUGCAGCGACAUGCAGAAAAAACGAGAAUAUUUUAACAGAGUGCAGCCAAUUAUAGAUUGACAAUAUAGGCGUAGCCAUCUGCCUUGACGUUUGUAUUAAAUUGAAUUGCAGUAAAUUGUUGUUAAGUUAAAAUGAGCAAAAUAUUCGUGAACGGCGUCGAGUUGUUUUAUCAGAAAUUUGGAACAGGAGAACAUGUGGUUCUUUUACUUUGUGGAGGGCUGGGUUUUGGUAAUAUCCAUUACAAGCCACAAAUUGAAGGUUUUGAUCUAGAAAAGUUUACCUUGAUUAGUUGGGAUCCGAGAGGUUAUGGUCAAUCGAGGCCUCCAAAGCGAGUAUUUCCAAAGGACUUUUAUUAUAUUGAUGCCGACGAUGCAAUUGCUCUCAUGGAGAAACUUGGAUAUGAAUCAUACUCUUUGUUGGGGUGGAGUGAUGGAGCAAUAUUAGCUGCUAUAAUUGGUGCUAAUAAAAGUGAGAAAGUUAGAAAAAUAGUCAAAUGGGGUGGAAAUGCAUUCUGUACACCAGAUAUGAUGGUAGUAUACCAAGGCCUACAUGAUGGAUCUAUUUGGAGUGAAGAUGCGUUUGGUCCUUUAUUAAAAUAUUAUGGAAAGGAGUAUUUUGACUGCAUAUUAAAAGCAUGGUGCGCAAGUUUUAAAACUAUGGAUAAAGACAGUGAAGGGAAUGUUAACAUCUGUUCAGAAUAUCUUUCUGAUGUAAAAGCGCCGACAUUGAUUAUACAUGGUAUGAAAGAUGGGUUGGUCGUAAAGAUGCAUGCAGACUUCUUUCUUGAGAAAAUAAAGGAUUCAAAGUUGGUAGUAUUUGAUGAAGGAGACCACCAUCUUCACUUACAAUUCCCAGAGAAAUUUAAUCGGCUUGCUCAGGAGUUUCUUCUUGAGUAAAGAACUCAUUUUACAAUGUAACAGCUGUUUUAACUAAUUAAAAAACUCAAUUGUUUUCAUUUAUUUAGUGUAUUUUAUUAUUAAUAUUUGUGUUGAGUGUGUUUGGUGUACACAUAGCCUAGAGAUAUCUCCAGUAGGCUGUGGUGUACACUGUGCAUAAUAACAUACUGUACAGUGGCCUACUGCAAAAUAUAACCUUUUUCUGCAUUUUGGAUCAUUUCUAUUGCAAUAUACAACACAAGGCGUA